AUGGCUGAUGAAGAGCUGAGCUCCCGAGCCACCAAGAAGGGAAGUUUGUCCCCCAGCAGCUCCCGGGGCAGCGUGGCUGAGUCGAACACACUGCUGCAGGAGCUCAGGAGCACCAUCUCCAAAUCCGUGCAGAGCAAGGUGGACUCCAUCCUGCAAGAUGUCCAGAAGUUCUCAGACAAUGACAAACUCUACCUCUACCUCCAGCUGCCAUCAGGACCGAGCCUGGGGGAGAAGAGCAGCAGCCUAGACCUGGGCUCACUGAGCACAGCUGAGUACAUGCAUGCCUGCAACUGGAUCCGGAACCACCUGGAGGAGCACACAGACACCUGCCUGCCCAAGCAGGACGUCUACGACGCCUACAAGCGAUACUGUGACAACCUCUGCUGCCGCCCGCUGAGCGCUGCCAACUUCGGCAAGAUCAUCAGAGAGAUCUUCCCAAACAUCAAAGCUCGGCGCCUGGGGGGCCGAGGGCAGUCCAAAUACUGCUACAGCGGGAUCCGGAGGAAGACGGUGGUCAGCCUGCCACCCCUGCCCAGCCUGGACCUCAAAGUGACUGAGACUCAGCAGUCGGAGCUGGCGGAGCUGGUGCAGUCCUACAGCAGCGAGGUGAUGGAGGCAGCCUGCGCCCUGACCUGCCACUGGGCCGAGAAGAUCCUCAAGCGCUCCUUCAACAACAUCGUGGAGGUGGCUCAGUUCCUCAUCCAGCAGCACAUCAUCAGCUCCCGCUCGGCCCACGCCGACCUGGUCAUGGCCAUGGUGGUCUCAGAGAGCACUGAGAAGAUCCAUCGUGAGAGUCGGGCUCCAGCAGCAGUGAAGAAGAACGGCCUGGACGCCCCUGAGAGCGGUGACAGGAGCCAGGGCCAGACCAAGAAGGAGAGCAGCCCCAAGCCCUCCGUCCCACCUCGUCCAGAGAAGAAGAAGCCCCCGGAGCCCCCCAAGGCUGCCAGCAGCCCCCAGGUGAACGCCCUGGUCGCCCGCCUGCCCCUGCUCCUGCCCCGCAUCCCGCCAGUGGAGCGACCCACGGUACCCGGUGCCACCACCAUCCGCUCCUCCCCUCCUGUCCUGGCACCCAAAAUCACAGCUACCCCUCUGGGGGGCACGGUCAAGGUGGCCCUGCCGCUGCCGGCAGCCGUGCCAGUCCUCAACGUGCUGCUGCCCGGCGUUGGCGUCCCUGGCACGGCCGAGAGCCCUGCCAACCCCCGGAGCGCAGGGGGCAGCGGUGAGGGUCCCAGUCCCCAGGACUUGCAGCGCCCCAAGGCCACCAAGCGUCCCCCGGAGCCGGCCGGGGACAGCCUGCAGAAGCGCAGACGCGGGCGGCCGCGGAAGAGGCUGGAGGAAGGGGGCACAGCCUCCCCUCCGGAGCUUUGCCGUGGGGCAGGUGCCAGUGGCAGUGGCUCUCCCGAUGGUGGCAGUGCCACCAAGCCCCUUGGGGACAGUCCAGCUGGGAAGUGCCUGCCCACCCAUGUCAGCGUCAUCCAGGAUGGCAGGAUCAGUGCCAAGGCCAGCCGGGAGCUGGCACUGGAGAAGCUGUCAGCGGCACAGAGGAGCCCAGGCGAGGCCAGGUCCACCCUGGGUGACACUGCAGGUGCCCCCCGGGACGGAGGGGACCCCUCCACUGCCCACCAUGAUGGACAGACACAGGCAGGAACCUGUCCUGCCCCUGCCACCUCCCAGCCCUCAGACACCUCUCCCUGUGCCCCCACGUCCCAGGGGGCUCCGCCAGGGCAGGUGGGGCUCUGUGCCCACCCUGGCACUUAG
Molecule: messenger RNA, 1758 nt
Organism: Indicator indicator
Lineage: Eukaryota; Metazoa; Chordata; Aves; Piciformes; Indicatoridae
Gene: RFX5
Product: regulatory factor X5
Exons: 10
Coding region: 1-1758 (585 amino acids)
Biological process (GO): regulation of transcription by RNA polymerase II
Molecular function (GO): RNA polymerase II cis-regulatory region sequence-specific DNA binding; DNA-binding transcription factor activity, RNA polymerase II-specific
Source: RefSeq, a predicted model, not a curated record